This is a messenger RNA of Lachancea lanzarotensis, 588 nucleotides long. RefSeq names its product LALA0S01e06524g1_1 (gene RTT105). The record is from RefSeq and is a predicted model, not a curated record. The transcript has a single exon. NCBI's taxonomy places the organism in Eukaryota, Fungi, Ascomycota, Saccharomycetes, Saccharomycetales, Saccharomycetaceae. The coding region runs from base 1 to 588 and encodes 195 amino acids.
AUGGGCAACAAUGCUCCUAUCCAAUUGCCUUCGAGCCCAUUGGCUCCAGAGAUGAGCCCGUCACGAAGCUUAAAUGAGCUCAGUUCUUACAGUUCACCUUCCGUAGUGGAAAAGCUGCAACACGAGCGUCAGCGGCAACACGAGCGUUUCAGACAGCCAUUUUCAUCGCCGUUAAAGGGAGAUGGGCUCAACCGACAGUUGGGUUCUCGAGAUCGACGUAGAAGCUGGCAAGCGCAUCGGAACCGAAUUCGUGAAAAUCGCAUUUUACAAGCUCGUGGAGGAGUCGCCCGGAUGGAACACGACAUGAUGGCCCUUGAGCAUAACUCUGAGCAGCUGGAACUGGCUACACAAGCCCAAUGGUAUCAACUGAAUCCUGACGAAAUUGACAAAUACGAUACUUCCGCUUCGGAAAAUGACGACGACGAUGACGAUGACGAUGACGACGAACUAAUAGCACUGUUGCAACAACGUGAUGAUUACGAGACGCAAUUGGAAUUAGAAGAACAACAAUUGGAGUAUGCAAUGCAACAAUUUUGCUUGGUUGAUGAGGAAGAGGUAUGGGAAAGAGAAGAAAGAAACAGCACGUGA